This is a messenger RNA of Danio rerio (zebrafish), 2508 nucleotides long. It is a transcript of the gene olfcg2, whose product is annotated as olfactory receptor C family, g2. Lineage: Eukaryota; Metazoa; Chordata; Actinopteri; Cypriniformes; Danionidae. Gene Ontology annotation, cellular component: cell periphery; membrane; plasma membrane. Gene Ontology annotation, biological process: G protein-coupled receptor signaling pathway. The record is from RefSeq and is marked provisional. Gene Ontology annotation, molecular function: G protein-coupled receptor activity.
AUGCUUUUCUUUCUUCACACACUACCGCUUCUCUAUCAACUUAAUACAAACACCCCUUGUCAAACAAUGGGAGACCCUAAAGAUCCUCUGUUUUCGAAGGAUGGAGAUGUAACUAUUGGAGGAGUUUUUGCAAUACACAGAAAGGAAACAUUGCCUUCUUUUGAGUUUGCACAAAAACCACUACCUCUGUCAUGCUCCAGUGUGAAUUUGAGAGAUUUUCGGCUGGCACAAAUAAUGAUUUUUGCAAUUGAGGAGAUAAACAAAAGUAAAAGUUUGCUUCCAAAUAUUUAUAUUGGAUAUCGAAUUUAUGAUACCUGUGGUUCAAGGCUAUCUACUAUGAGUGCAACAAUGGCAGUACUGAGUGGUCAGGAGUUUAGGCCAAGAGACAGAUGCAAUGAUCAGCCUCCUUUACAUGCUAUUCUCGGUGAAUCAGAGUCUUCUGCCACAGUAAUUUUGUCCAGAACUACAGGACCUUUCAAAGUUCCAGUGAUAAGUCCUUCAGCCACAUGUGAAUGUCUCAGCAAUAGGAAAGAUUACCCCUCUUUCUUUAGGACUAUUGCUAGUGAUUACCACCAGAGCAGAGCACUUGCAUACAUAGUCAAGCACUUUGGCUGGACUUGGGUGGGAGCUGUGAGCAGUGACAAUGACUAUGGAAACAAUGGAAUGGCCAUAUUUCAAAAAAUUGCACAGGAGGAAGGGAUUUGUGUUGAAUAUUCUGUGAAAUUCUACCGAACAGAGUCUGAUAAACUCAAAAAAGUGGUAAAUGAAAUUAAAAAAGGCACAGCGAAAGUAAUUGUUGCAUUUGUUUCAUUUGUUGAGAUGGGCUUACUUAUUGAUCAAUUGAGUAUUCAGAAUAUUACAGGCUUCCAGCUGAUUGGUGUGGAAUCAUGGAUAACUACAAAAAAUUACUUCACUCCAAAUAGUUUUUCCUCACUGAGGGGAUCACUGGGAUUUGCAGUGAGAAAAAUCAAUAUUGAAGGGUUUAUAGAUUAUGUUAUAAAAGCAUUCUGGGAUACAGCUUUUCCAUGCACCAAGACUGAGGGUAAUUCUUCUCAAUAUUCAAUAAGUUGCACCAGAUCUGAGGACUUACUUGAGCUAAAAAACUACACUGAAGAUGUGCUUGAACAAAGAUAUGCAAGCAAUGUCUAUAAAGCAGUUUAUGCAGUAGCUCAUUCAUUACACAGUCUAUUGGGGUGCGAAAACCAAGGAUUGUGUGAUAAAAAUAAGCCAAUACGCCCGCAACAGAUGGUUGAAGCCCUACAAAAGGUUAAUUUCACCAUACAAAUGGGAGAUCAGGUGUGGUUUGACAGCACUGGUGGUACGGUGGCCCAUUAUGAAGUUGUAAACUGGCAGCAGGACUUUGAUGGUUCAUUCCAGUUUAAAACAGUGGGAUACUAUGAUGCUUCACUUCCCCCUCAGCAACGCUUAAUGCUAAAUACUAAAAAUAUAAUUUGGGCUGGAGGACAGCAGAAGAAGCCAAAUUCUGUAUGUAGUGAGAGCUGUCCUCCAGGUACUAGGAAGGCUGCACAAAAAGGAAGACCUGUCUGCUGUUAUGACUGCAUUCCAUGCGCAGAGGGAGAAAUUAGCAAUGAGACAGAUUCAAUUAACUGCAAGCAGUGUCUGGAGGAAUACUGGUCUAAUGCUGAGAAAAAUAAAUGUGUGUUAAAAGCUGUAGAGUUUCUAUCAUUCACAGAAAUUAUGGGUAUAAUACUAGUCUUUUUCUCACUAUUUGGAGUAGUACUAACCACACUAGUGACUGUCCUGUUUUACAGGAAGAAAGACACUCCCAUAGUAAAAGCCAACAACUCAGAGCUAAGCUUUCUAUUGCUCUUUUCCUUGAGUCUGUGUUUCCUCUGUUCACUCACUUUCAUUGGUCGACCCACCGAGUGGUCUUGUAUGUUGCGUCACACAGUGUUUGGAAUCACUUUUGUCCUUUGUAUCUCCUGUGUCCUUGGGAAAACAAUAGUGGUGUUAAUGGCCUUUAAAGCUACGCUUCCAGGAAGUAAUGUCAUGAAAUGGUUUGGGCCUGUCCAACAAAGACUCAGUGUUCUUGCCUUUACACUUAUACAAAUUAUUAUCUGUGUGGUUUGGAUAACACUAUCUCCUCCAUUUCCCUACAAAAAUAUGGAAUAUUAUAAGGAAAAGAUUAUUAUAGAGUGCAAUCUGGGUUCUACAUUAGGCUUCUGGGCUGUUUUGGGUUAUAUCAGCCUACUGUCUGUCUUGUGCUUUGUUCUGGCUUUUCUGGCUCGGAAGCUGCCUGAUAACUUUAAUGAAGCCAAAUUCAUCACAUUCAGUAUGCUUAUAUUUUGUGCUGUAUGGAUUACUUUUAUACCAGCUUAUGUCAGUUCUCCUGGAAAAUUGACUGUAGCUGUGGAGAUAUUCGCCAUUUUGUCAUCUAGCUUUGGUUUACUAUUUUGCAUUUUUGCACCUAAAUGUUACAUCAUCCUGCUUAAGCCUGAACAAAAUACAAAGCAACAUAUGAUGGGAAAAACUUUAAAGUCAUAUUAA